Molecule: messenger RNA, 1530 nt
Organism: Tripterygium wilfordii
Lineage: Eukaryota; Viridiplantae; Streptophyta; Magnoliopsida; Celastrales; Celastraceae
Product: DELLA protein RGL2-like
Exons: 8
Coding region: 1-1530 (509 amino acids)
Biological process (GO): regulation of DNA-templated transcription
Cellular component (GO): nucleus
Molecular function (GO): DNA-binding transcription factor activity; sequence-specific DNA binding
Source: RefSeq, a predicted model, not a curated record
AUGGACAUUCAAGUAUACCCUUUUGAUUCCUGUGGUGGAUUUGCUGAUAGGUUCAGUAAUUCUGAUAAUUCUUUGAUGGAUGUGGUCCUGGAAGGAGGGAAUGGGUGGAAACAAGAUCAAGUGCAUGGAGUGGAAGAUUGGGGACAGUUUCAGGGAACUGAUUCCCUUGGUUCUGAUUAUGGGUUUUAUGAAGAUGAUGGAUUUAUUUUCUCCAAGCAUCUGCAACAAGAACGCCAACUGCAGUCAAUUUUGGGUUAUGGACUUCUUGACAAUCUAAGGUUUGAUGUCUUUUCUCCCCCACUUGAAGCAUGCAGGGAGAAUAUUGUAGAGCCCAGUGAGACCUCCAAUGGAAUUCAAGAUGUUGUGACGCCCAAGAAGGAAAAUAGGUAUCCACAAUCUUUAGCAUCACUUGCGCUGCUUACAAGUCAAGUUGAUGUUGUGCCCUUGCUUAACAAUCCCUUUAAUCUUUCCUUCUCUGGACUCUCUAAAGAGGAAAUAGAAGAUGUAGAGCUUGUUGAUAUCCUUCUAACUGCUGCGGGGAAGGUGCACUGCCAAGAAUUUGAACUUGCAAUCAAAUUACUCAGCAGGUGUGAUCAGUUUUCUUCCAUUAAUGGAAAUCCUGUUCAACGAGUAGCUUAUUAUAUCUCUGUAGCUCUUCAAGAGAAGAUUGAUCAAGAAUUGAAGGGCUUGAGAAAGGAUGUUUCAUUUGACAUGGAACAGAUAGUGAUGGAUGCUAUCUCUGCGAGCAUAGCUUAUCGCCAAAAAGUUCCCUUUUGUCAGGUCGAACAAUUUGCUGGAAUUCAAGCCAUUAUAGAAAACGUGGCUGAGGCAAAGAAGGUUCACAUAAUUGAUCUUGGCAUAAAAUGUAAAAGGUUAAUGGGUUUUGCCCAAACCAUGAACUUACCAUUCUCUUUUAGGGCUGUCACAAUAUCAGACACCCUUGACCUCAAAGAAGAUCAAUUUGAGCUUGAUAAUGAAGAAACACCGGAUCGUCUUGAUCAUUUUAUGGGAGUAAUCAGAAACAUGAAUCCAUGUAUAAUGGUGGUCAUUGAAGUUGAGGCAAAUAUAAACUCAACAGCAUUUGUGAGCCAUUUUAUUGAGGGUCUUUUCUAUUAUAGUGCAUAUUUUGAUUGCUUUGACGCUUGUAUGGAAAGGUAUGAUAAAAACAGGAUCAAUAUAGAAAAACUCUUAAAUAAAGGAAUCAGGUGUGUUGUGGUGGCUGAUGGAAAUGAACAGAGAACCCGCCAUGUGAAGAUUGACGUUUGGAGGGCUUUCUUUUCCCGUUUUAGGAUGAAGGAGAAAGAUCUUAGUAUGUCUUCCUUGUACCAAGCAGAUCUGAUGGCUCAGUUUCAGCAUAUGCAUCUCUCGGUUGCCGAAAAACGAUUGUUUAUUGGUCAGGAACUCAGGGGACAUAUCUGGACAUCCUAUUUGCAACAAGUUGUUGUCUGUACUCUUAAAGGGAUCAAUUUUCUGAUUGUGAUGGCGUUGAUAUACAGGAACUAUCAUUGGGUGAUGCAGGCGGCCUUGUAA